This is a messenger RNA of Triplophysa dalaica, 2577 nucleotides long. It is a transcript of the gene blzf1, whose product is annotated as basic leucine zipper nuclear factor 1. Gene Ontology annotation, biological process: Golgi to plasma membrane protein transport; Golgi organization. The transcript has 7 exons. The record is from RefSeq and is a predicted model, not a curated record. NCBI's taxonomy places the organism in Eukaryota, Metazoa, Chordata, Actinopteri, Cypriniformes, Nemacheilidae. The coding region runs from base 155 to 1339 and encodes 394 amino acids. Gene Ontology annotation, cellular component: Golgi membrane.
GUCGCUUCAGCGGUUUCCGCUUAAACAUGGAAACUGUGAGCGGUGUGUAUGGUACGUGGCAAAAUUCAUCACCAAAUAUCAGCAUUUAAAAUUGGGCAACAAAGGUCUCAUCUGGACUGGGAAUAUUUAAAGACACAAUCCUGCUCGUCAAGUCAUGUCUGUUGUAGUAAUAAAAAAUUUAGCCGGCGUGGCAAUCCGCAGGCCCGGCGAUGGCAUGGAGACUGACAAGCCGGUGGCGGCCCAUGAGAACUCUGUGGAAUCCCGGCUCUUAAAGACCGCCACACCGAAGCACAGUCCACGUGUUCCUGCAGCGUCACCGCAGCCUCCAGGAGUCCUACACCUUGGAAAGGUUCCCAGAGAGGCGUGCACAGAGGUGGAGGUCGUGCGGAUUGUGGUUCCCAGGGCUGCUAUCAGCCGGAGCAGAUGUGCGGGGUUCAGCGCUGAGGCUAAGGGGGAAGAUAAAGGAUCACCACAGCAUCUAGAUGAGCGCCCACCCUCUCCAGAGCUCCUGGAUUACAGGAACGCCCUGGAGAAACUCCAGAACUCAGAACGUCGUCUCUUACAGGAUAAAGAAGGUCUAUCCAAUCAGCUGCGAGUCCAGACGGAGGUGAAUCGCGAGCUGAAGAAGAUGCUGGUGGCGUCUGUGGGUGAUGAUCUGCAGUAUCACUUUGAGCGUCUGGCACGAGAGAAGAACCAGCUGAUCCUGGAGAACGAGGUUCUUGGACGGAAUCUGGCACAAACAGCUGAGCAGCUGGAGCGCAUGAGCAUUCAGUGCGACGUCUGGAGGAGCAAGUUCCUCGCCAGCCGGGUGAUGGCAGAAGAACUGACCAACACCAGAUCAGCUCUACACCGUCAGACCAGAGAUGCUCAAUGUGCCAUUCAGGAUCUACUGAGAGAAAGAGAGGAGUUCUCCAGAGACAUGAUGCAAACACACAGAUCACUGGAGCAGCUGAUGGUGUCGCUGCAGUGGGGUCGACAGCAGACUUACUAUCCCAGCGCUCAGCCCCUCAGCACCGGCGAGCUGACCGCAGCCAACCGCAAGCUCGCAAACGCCAUCAACGCACAUCUGCUGGGUAACGUAAAUGACAACAGAGUAAAGAAGAGCCAGAGCCCGGAGAUCUGCACCACACCGGCCGAGAAAAUGGCCGAGAAGGUUCUCCGCAGCCUGGAUCCAACAACCUGCACAGAAAAGGAUGCCGACACAUCCACAUCUGAUCCUGUGCAUUCUCCAUUUCUGCCGAAUAAGAAAAGCAUAGGACGCUUCCACCCGUAUACCCGCUACGAGAACAUCACGUUCAACUGCUGCGAGCGAUGUAACGGAGAACUCAUCGUGCUCUAGACGUCUUGUUCUGUGCUCAGGAUAACACGUCUCAUGUACGAUCUAGUUUUACACAUAAGCAGAAAGAUCUCAGAUCAACUGUGUGUAAAAUAUUUUUUUUGACUUUGGUUUUCUGAUGUUUUUUAUCAGUACUGAUCAUAGAUAUGGUGAGAAAGGUCAUUCAGAGUGUUUUUGUUUUUAUUCACUCUGCGCUCCGAAUCUCCACCGUGCAUCACACAGCGAGAACCGCACGCUGACUUCACAGAGAUACCAAAGAAAAUCUCACUGGAAACUUCUCAACAGAUUUAUCUGUGAUGCUUUGAUUUGCAGAGACCUGAAAGUCUGUCAGUGAUCGUGGUUUCAUGUCAUUUCCUUUCUUUAAAUGUCUAGGCUAAAUGAUUACACCGAGGAAACUUCAGACGAGGUGGAGAGAUUUAUCUAAUGCAAUAAUUCUGCAAACACACAUGACACUUUUUCUAACGGAACGCAAGCAGAACAUCAUAUUGUUAUGCAAAUUUCGAUUUAUAAAUGUAAAAAUGGCUCAUACAGUGUUAUUUAUGUUAAAUGUGAGUGAGGAACAGACCCAAAUGUACCUGCGUCUUUCAUAUUUGUUUUGCAAUGCAAACAUAGAUGAGAUUUAAAGUGAAAGUUAACCCAAAAAAUCUCAACUCAUCAUUUACUCUGCAUGACUUUAUUCUCCAGAACACAAAAUAAUCCAAAACCACAUUUGUGAAAGUAUCUUCUCUUGUUUUUUUAUACAAGAAUCAUGUAGGCCUACAGGUUUUGAAUAACAUGAGGGUGAGUAAAGUAUGACAUAUUUUUUAUUUUUUGGGGUGAACUAUCUCUAAGUUACAGAUAAGGGCAAUACUGACUUCUGUUCCUCACGGAGCUGUCAUACGACUACAGAUGACUAAAUGAUCCUGUUGAUGGUGCUGCUCGUUGUAGUUUUGUAGACUUUAAAAUGCAUGUUGAGAUUCAGAUGAUGUGUUGUCAUUAGCAAAUAUGUGACUGUUUAUAGGUUACAGGUUUGUUUUGUAUUUGAACACGACCGGAUGUAUUUAUAAUGCAGUGUUUGUAAAAUAUAAUAUCAGGUAAUUAUUCACAUGGGUUGAAUGCAGUGAUUUCAGUCUGAACUGGAGUUACGGUUAAAUUGGAGUGUUUAGUGGCUUUUAAACAUUUCAGUUAUGUUUGUUCUGUAAAAUACUUGUACUAUUUUCUUUCCCUUUGUGAAAUGAACAAAAUAAAUUUUUUUCAAAAUA